AUGGCAUUAAAAUUUGCUGCCAAUUUAUCGUUUGCCUUUCAGGAGCAUGAAAAUUUUCUGCAGAGAUAUCAGGCGGCGAAAAAUGCAGGUAAUGUUAAUGGCUGCGUGAACUUAAAGAAGAUAGAUACUAGAAAAAAGUUAAAGAGCGAAAAGGCUCGUUAAAUUCUUAUGCAAGUUAAAAUCCCUUUGUGUGAUGGAAUUUUAGAUGUUAGCUUACCUCAUCUCUUUAAAAUAGUUUUUAUUUUUCUCAUCAACUCUGAUGUCUUUGAGGGCAAAAUUUAACAAUAAUAAUAAUCAUAAUGUCUUAAAUUUCAUUUUCCUCUGUGCCAAACCAUUAUUGUUCAUCUUUAUCAAGGAUAAAAUUGAACCAUAGCAUAUAUUAUAAAAAUUAAUUUUUAUUAUAUAAACACCAAUGAAAUACCAGGUGAGCUUUCGCGCGAAAACUCGAUAUCUUCACAUGUUAAAAUAACAUGUUAUCUUCACAUGUGAAAAUAUCGCCUUUGCUAUGGCUACAUAAUAAAUCGCGCCUUUCACACCAAAAAACUAUUUAAGUGAAAUGGUUUGGUAUUUCAUUGGUAUUUUUUUCAUAAAUAGAACAUUAAAUGGCCACUUGGAGAAACGAAAUUUCUCUUCUCAUGUUGAAAAAAUAUUUUACUCGUUCGCUGCACUCACUCGUGAAAUAUUUUUCAACACUCGAAGAGAAAUUUCGUAUCUCCAUGCGGUCAUGUAAUAUCCACUAUAUAUUAUUAUUUUAUAUGUCACAGGUUUUAAAGGUGUGGAGUCAGGUUUUCCCUUGGACAUCCCAAUAGAUGAAUUGUGCAUUGCUCGAGAGAGUGCACAAAUAGAACAUGUGCAUAUGAAUGCUUUUGAUGGUAAGUUCUGGGGUGCUGGACCUCCCCUGGGGGGGAGGUACUGAAGGAAUGUUUGGGUAUGGAGAAGCAGCUUGGACCCUGAAACCCUUAGUAAGCUCUAAGGGGACCUUUCCUAAAACAAAGACAGGGCUGAGCUGGACUAUUGCUUCGGUGAUAGGGCAACACAAUUAUUCAUGAGUUAUGCAUCUCAUUUUUUCAUAGCACAAUUUUUACACUCUCCUCCUUCCUUAUAUUUAGUCCUAUAAUACAAGCUUUCAGCUUUCUGAAAGUGUCUUUUUCCACCCAAAGGUAAUUCUAAAGGACUAGCAGCAGUACCAGGUAGAGAAGAAGAAUUCAAACAAUGUUUAGAAUUGUCUAUAAAAUAUGCAGAAGCCCUUAAAUGUACAAGGUAAUUUAUAAUAAUUAUGAUUUUGUUAAAUCAGUUUUACUGAUAUACAGGAAAAAAGCUGUGUAUAAAACUUUUUUUCCUUUUUAAAUUAGCCAAAAAAGGUUAUAAAAUAAGAUAUAAGCUAAUUAGCUUCAAGCUACAAAUUGAAAGGGUGUGUGGAAUAAAGGUCCCAGGUGGGCUCUUAUGAACUGCCAAAUUCUCCUUAACUUCCAGACACACUGCUUGUAGUCUUUAAUUCAGUACUCUUGCAUUUUUAGAAACAUAUAAAUAUCCAAUAAUUUUGGCAUAAGAUAAGUCAGCUGAUUUUUUGGAUUUCACACAACGUUACCCCGUGACAUCUAAAACACGGCUGCGAGGAAGACUAGUCACGUGGUGACCCUGAGCUACAAGGGGGCUAUUCCUGAAAUUUUUACUGUCUAUCAUAAUUUUUAGACUGCACGUGUUAGCUGGUGUGUUGACUGGUGGUAUCACUAGCAAAGAUAACAAGGUUGUGACACUGUGGGAGGAGACCUACAUCAAGAACAUGAAAUAUGCUGCACAAAGACUCCAAGAGGUAAUAAUAGUAAACACUGGCUGAUAGUUUAUCAAAAUCAGGGCCUCUGUGCACUAGCAGUGCCUGCAGUGGGUGCCUCCAGUUGCUAACUUUAAUUUUGCUGGGAAAACUAACUUUUUGGCAGAUUAAGACAUUAAAACUGCAGGGUGCCUAGAAUUUUAGCAUUGCAACGCUUUGUUAGGUACCCCGUAAUUCUUCUAAGAGCACAAUCUUGAACAUGGUUAACAGUUGAAUUCAUUAUUCAGAUAAUUUUAAUUUUUUUACAGUGGUACUUAUGGUUCACAACUUUGAAAUUCUGGGUUCCCAUUGGUCAGUUGAGUUGAGACCUAAAUAUAUUAACACAUUAAUUUUAUCACAUUGUUUGGAGGUGAGGACUUCCCUGUAAGCACACCUAUAAAAGUGGUUGUAUUUUUAAUUUGUUUCAGUCUGGGAUAACUCUUUUAGCAGAACCUAUUAGCACUAUUCCAGGAUACUUUUUGACUAACACACAACAAGGUAUAACUUUUAACUGUUAAUUUUUAUUGACAUUCUUUGAAAUGGCAAUGCUCUGUUGGUUUUCCUCUGCAUUUUUUUAUUAUAACUCUUAAAAAAAAUUUGCUUAAUUGUCGUAUUCUAAUAUUAUUUUGUUAUUCCCAUAAUUUCUCUCCCUUCAAGAGUGAUAACAGUUCUUAUAGGGCAAAAUAUAUAUGGAAGAGUAAUUUAAUGAUCUGUCAUUAACACUCAUGUUUAUUUGCCUAUUUCAAUAUUAUUACAACAUGGCCAUGCAUACAGUCAAUAACUUAAUAUAUGUUUCUUUGCUCUCCUUUUUACUUUACCCUGCAAGUAGAGGCUACGUUUUCGCGAGAAUGUGGCCUCUGCUCGCAGGGUACUUUAACUUCUUCCCCCAAUAACUUUUUGGUGUCUCAAGUUUAGCUUUCACGUUGCAGGUGAUUACAAUUAGUAGGUAGAGAAUAAAAAGCAAGGACUUUAUGCUCAUAGCAGCUGGGAAAAUCUCCUUUAGUAUUAGUGGCAGAACUGCAUGUGGUCCAGGUUACACUUCACCUGGACCUUAUCACAAAGGAGAAGUUGUUUUGGCAUUAAAAAUUUCAUUAUUUUCAUUUUCAUUUUCUCUAUCACCAGCAAUUAAUUUCAUAAAAAAGGUGGAUCAUAGUAACAUGAAACUUCAGUUGGUAAGUUAAAAAACAACAAGAACAAUAUUUUUCAGUUUACAAGCAAUGCUGUAUUUCUCACCAAUUUAAUAAAUAUGACUUACAUCAAGUUGAAUUAAUUUAAAGUUUGACUUGACUAAAUUUAUGGGCUCUUAAGGCAAAAUGUCAAGGAAAUAUAUACUUUGUUAAAUCAAUAGUUUUUAUGAGGUGUGGAGGUGAGCUGCACAGGGACGUAUUAUUAUAACUCACCCAACCUGGUUUUCUUGAAGGGUUAUUUGUUAUUUUUUUUAUAUAGGACAUGUUUCACCAUCAACGGACAAGCGGAAACUUGACCCAAACCCUGAUUGACGCUAUGCCAUAUAUUGGUAAUGUUAUUGUAGAAAUACUACUAUUUGCCUUUACACCACAGCUGAAACUAAACUUCUACUAGUUAAGUAUAUAUAUUGGUAAUGUUAUUGUAGAAAUACUACUAUUUGCCUUUACACCACAGCUGAAACUAAACUUCUACUAGUUAAGUCCUUCUGUUAGCUUAACCAGUGCUGAAAUCCUUGUUCUGGUCCCCAGCUGUGUACCAGGAUUUGAGUAUGCACCGUGCUUGGUUUGUCUAAAAAAAGCAUUGUUUGAUUGGGCGACAAAGUUGGAGGAACAUUCUGAGAGGGACUUCCAGUAAUUUGUCAAGUCCAUUGGGAACCUAGAGCAAGGAUCUUGGUGCUGCUUUGCUGGCAUUACUAACAUGGGUUAGAUAACGUCUGCAGGCUACAUUACUAUAAAAAAAAUUUACGGUUAAUAUUAAAAUGUGCUGGAUAAUGAUCACUGCUUUAAUUUUUAAAUUUUACUUUUAAAAAAGGAAGUUCUUUUUUGGACCUUUAGAAACAUGUUUAAUUUGUUUUCUUUCAGGACAUAUUCAAAUAAGCCAAGUCCCAUCUCGUAAUGAACCAGAUUCUGAUGGUGAAAUAAACUACCCCUACAUAUUCCAUCAGAUCGCAAAAUUAGGCUACAAAGGUUGGAUAGGCUGCGAAUAUCAUCCAAGAGGUAAAUUGCUCAUUAGUUAAUUUGAGAUGAAAUUUUAAGGGUACUUUUGUAAUUAUUGUAAUCUCUGUGGGUAUAUAUGUACAUAGUAAAAACUAUCCACAAAAAAAUCUACGAGAAUCUCGUUCUGGUGGUUAUAUUAUUUUAUUUUCCAUUACUUUUUUUCUUAAACAACAAAUUACAUGUUUUCCUCACUGAGCAAGUUUAUAAUUUUGUCCAAAUUUGCAUCACGGGUGGAACCUGCAUGGAUUGCACAGCAAGCCUGAAACACAAGUCGGUUUUAUAUAUAUUUAUUUAGUAAAAUCCAACUAGUGGUCUAUUAUCAAUGCUAUGUUCUGACUGAUUGAGCUACUACUAGGCUAUAUGUUAUAGCCCCCUAGUAGCGAAAAGCGCGGGCUUUUUGGCGGCAAAAAGGGGUUAAAGUCUAGCUUUAACAUUUCUUUAACAUUUAGGACAAAAUAAUGAUCAUUAGUUUGAGUUGUGGGUACCAGUCGGUAUUUAUCUUUCCUAGUUUUGUUUUUGUGAUGAUAAAUUUAUUUUUUGUUGUUGUUGUCUUAGGACGGACUCUUGAUGGUUUAGGAUGGCUGGCACCUUAUCUUAUUGAUUAA
Porites evermanni is the source of this 4598-nucleotide messenger RNA. The record is from the annotation of a GenBank genome assembly. NCBI's taxonomy places the organism in Eukaryota, Metazoa, Cnidaria, Anthozoa, Scleractinia, Poritidae.